Messenger RNA from Dermatophagoides farinae (American house dust mite), 1592 nucleotides. Lineage: Eukaryota; Metazoa; Arthropoda; Arachnida; Sarcoptiformes; Pyroglyphidae. The record is from RefSeq and is a predicted model, not a curated record.
UUGUGUAUGUGUGUGUACGGUGUUCAAAGUUUGUUGUUGUGCAAUCAUCAUCAAAUGUAUCAUUUUCAUCAAUUCUGAUUAGCGAAAAUUUUCACUCAUCAAUUGAAUCAAAUAUUGGAAAAAAAAUCUCUGCAACAAAACUACUGUAAAAGUCAAAAAUGUAUUAUUUUCAAUUAAAUAUUCUACAUUUUGCUAUUCUAAUGUUGUUAAGUGAAAUUGUUUCGGCUGGUGGAUCGGGACCUGUUUUGAUCAAAAUGGCUGGUGAUAAAAAGGGUAAAAAAAAAGGCGGCGGUAAUUUAAUAUUAAUUUCCGGUGGAAAAUGUAGUGGUCCAACAUUGAUCAAAGGAGGUGGUGGCGAUAAAAAAGGCGGUGGUGAACAAAUGAUUUUAGUAGGUGGACAAGGCCAUUGUGAAGAGAAAAAACAGGUUCAUGUUGUCAAACAAUUAGUACCGGUACCAUAUUAUGUACCAAAACCGGUAUAUAAAUAUAUUCUUCGUCAUCAUUAUGUACCGGUAAAACAAUAUAUUAUGAAACCAGUUCCGGUUCCAUAUCCGAUGAAAAGUUAUAGUAAAUCAUCAUAUGGUGGUGGUAGUCAUGAUUCUGGUUAUAGUGGUGGCGGUAGUAGCUAUGGUAGUGAUAGUUCAUCAAGUUAUGGAUCAUCAUCAGGUUAUGAUUCCGAUUCAUCAUCAAAAUAUGGUGGUGGUUAUAAUGGUGGUAAUAAUGGUGGCUCAUCCGAUGGAUAUGGUAUGAAUUAUGAUGAUCCAAAUGGUGCAGGUAGUGAACCAAAUGGUCAAAAUUCAAUGGCUGCCGGUUAUAAAAGACAAUCAUAUGAUUCAACACCAUAUCCAAUUUCACCACAACAAUCAAUGAUGAUGGAUGAUCAAGGACAAGGUGUUGUUGAUAAUGGUGGUGGACCAAAUGAUUAUCAGAAUGGUUUAUCACAACGAUCACCAAUGGGUUCAUAUAAAGCGGCAGCAACAAAUAGUUAUUAUUUUGAAUCACCAACAUCAUCAUAUGGUCAAUCAUAUUCAUCAUUUUCGCCAUCGAAUCAUCCAUCAAGUAGUAUGAAUUAUCCAUUAUAUGCACCGGUUUAUAGUGGACCAAAUGGACAAUAUUAUACGACAAAUCAAGUGUUUAAUGAUACUAAUGGUGUUGGUGCAUCAACAUCGAAUCUAAUAUCACCAUCAGCUUCAUCAUCAUCAUAUGGAACAAUUUCUGUACAACCAACGGCCAUUGAAUCGGAUUCAAACACUAGUCAUUUAACCGGUGUAUCAUCAUCAUCAUCAUCAUCAAGUCAUACAACAAGUUCAUUACAAUCAUCACCACAUGAUUUUCAACGAUUACAACAACAUUCAUCAUCAUCAUUGGAUCGAUCAUCGCCAUCAUCAUUAGUAUCAACAUUUUCAAGUAAAAAAAUUAGAUCUAAAACAGCCAAAAUGGAUUUAGAACGUACGAAAAAAUUACUAACCGAUCCAUUUUCAUCAUUAGGUUAAAUGAAUAAUGGUGUUGAUAAUAGAAAAUAAUCGUCAACUCUCAUUCUCUAUCGAAAACAUUCUCACACACACCACAAACAUAUAUUCCAAUCAAUUCAU